Mesorhabditis spiculigera is the source of this 2274-nucleotide messenger RNA. NCBI's taxonomy places the organism in Eukaryota, Metazoa, Nematoda, Chromadorea, Rhabditida, Rhabditidae. The record is from the annotation of a GenBank genome assembly.
AUGAUGCUGCAGUUCGGCCACCACCGCCCACCCCGGAAUGUAAUGGACAAAUUGGCCGGCGUCCAGCCGUUGCCGAGGGGGGAAACUGGCAUUCGCUCUCGCCUUUUCACACGGGUCACAUUUUACUGGUAUUCACAUUGCACAAGAAUGGGCGCGCCGGCCACGCGGUCCCGGGUCGUCUCCAGGCCCGUGGCGUUGGCCUGUAUUGGCAUGAUGAUUGGCCUCACCACAGCAUGGUGCAUCUCAACAGUGGCCCGGAUACCACCGAUUAUGUGCGAUCCAGUAGCUGCUGCGCGGUCUCGACCCGACCAAGGCUUCAUCCUAGUCGGCAUCAUGACGGCCGCCAAGUACGUCGACACCAGGGCGUACAACGUCUGGAAGACCUGGGCCCAGCAUAUCAACGGAAAGGUCCUGUUCUUCGUCGCCGAGGACACCGUCAGCAUCUACCCCGAGUUGCCGCUGAUCCGGUUGAAGGGCGUCGACGACACGUACCCGCCGCAAAAGAAGAGUUUUGCCAUGAUCCGAUGGAUGGCCGACAAUCAUAUUGACAACUUUGACUGGUUCGUGCGCGCCGACGACGAUCUGUACAUCCGGGGGCCCGAGAUGGACGCUUUUUUGAGGUCCCUCGACCCAUCACGGCCACACCUCGUCGGCCAGGCCGGUCUGGGCAACAGCGCGGAAUAUGGUCUCCUGGCGCUCGGCAACACCGACAACUACUGCAUGGGCGGCCCGGGUGUCGUGAUGAGCAAGCAGACGUUGCGGCUCCUCUCGCCGCACCUCGAGUCUUGCCUCUCCCACCUCCUCACCACCCACGAGGACGUCGAGCUGGGCAGAUGCAUCAAGCGACAUGUGGGCGUCUCGUGUACCUGGAACUACGAAAUGCAGAAGCUCUUCCACAACAACCAGAGCACCGCUACGGCGUACACUGGCAGCUUGCACGAGUUGACGGCCGCCAUCACCAUCCACCCCAUCAAGGACCCGAAGAUUAUGAACCGCGUCCACGCCCACCAACGCGCCCACCAGCUGCGCCAACUUCGCAGCAAGCGAAUGCUGCUCGAGGCCGAGCUGAUGGACGCCCGAUCGCCGAGCCUGAUCCGCGUGCAGCCCAACAAGACGUCCGACCUCGAGCCCUGGCAGUUCAUCAACAACCAGAAGAUCAUCUUCUGCGCCGAUCGCGUCACCUGCCCGCGGCACACCGUCGAGCUGAGCAUCAGAACUGAGGCCAGCGAGAUUAUCAACCAGCUCUUCGACGAGUUCAACACCAACGCCAGGCAGCGCGGCCGCGUGCUACAGUUCCAGAGUCUUCAGUACGGCUACAUGAGGGUCGAACCGAGAUAUGGUGUCGACUACGUGCUGGACAUGAUCCUGUGGUUCAAGAAGUUCCGCCCGCCGCAUCGGACAACGCUCAGUGUCCGCCGCCACGCCUACGUACAACAGACAUUCGGCCCGCUGCAGGCCACCGAGGACGAGACGAUUCGCUCGAACCUGCGCACUUUCUCCAACAUGACGCACGAGGAAUCGACCCACCCGCAGCUUUACAUGAUCUUGCCGCUGCGCGGGCGUGCCGAAAUCUUCCAACGAUUCGCGGCGCAUCUCCGGAACGUGUGCCAGCGCGAGAGCGGCGUCUCGCUCGUCCUCGUGCUCUACGACAACGAGGAGGUGGACAUCAAUCGGAAGACGGCCGCUGAACUUGCCGAGGCUGUCGACGUUAAGAUCAUCGACAUGGGUGAAGCAAAAUUCUCCCGCGGCCUCGCACUCUCCAAGGGCACCGAACAUCUCCCGCCAACUGCGCUGCUCUUCUUCACCGACGUCGACAUGCUGUUCACCUGCGACACCCUGCAACGCAUCAAGCAGAACGUCAUCCUCGGCGCCCAGGCCUAUUUCCCGAUCGUGUUCUCCGAGUUUUCGCCGGAAUCGUGGUCAGAAAACGACAAGCUGCUUGCGGAUGCCUUCCAUUACGGCCGUCGACGCGGCUACUUCCGGCACUUUGGCUACGGCCUCGCCGCCCUCUACAAGGCCGAUUUCGAUCGCGCCGGCGGCUUCAACACGAAGAUUGAGGGCUGGGGCCUCGAAGACGUCGACUUCUUCGAGCGUUGCCUGAAGUUGCCGAAUCUGCGGAUAAUGCGCGCGCCGGAGCCGGGAUUGGUGCACAUCUACCACCCGAUCGUGUGCGACCCGGCGUUGCCCGAGACGCAGAAGAACAUGUGCACGGGCAGCAAGGCCGCCUCGCUGGCGUCGAUCGACGCGCUCGUCGACCAGAUCACGCAGUACGUC